This is a messenger RNA of Spodoptera frugiperda (fall armyworm), 2159 nucleotides long. It is a transcript of the gene Fic, whose product is annotated as protein adenylyltransferase Fic. Bases 147 to 1508 code for a protein of 453 amino acids. The transcript has 3 exons. NCBI's taxonomy places the organism in Eukaryota, Metazoa, Arthropoda, Insecta, Lepidoptera, Noctuidae. Gene Ontology annotation, molecular function: protein binding. The record is from RefSeq and is a predicted model, not a curated record.
CAAAUUAAAAUGUCAACAGUGACCUUACGUGGUUUUUUAUUAUUAGAGUUUAGAAAUAUUAUUGCAAUACACGAUGAAAUUUAAAUCAUUUGCAGUCAAUCUAAAGAUUUUAUCACAGAACAUAUGGUGUAGUGAACGGCGCAAUUAUGUUGUUUAUAGGUAGGCCUCACGAAACUGAAGACAUGAAGUGUGGUUGCAAAUUAAAAAUUAACACAAAAAUGAUCGUAGAUAGAUGUAAAACUGUGGUAAUCUUGUCGAGCGUGGUGUGUACCUUAGCCGUUGUUAUAUCGCUGCACAAAUUGUUAAACCAUGAAGCAAAAUUCGCGAAACCAUUUGCACCCAUACCAGAUGGCUUGUAUGGAAACUAUUUGGAACCUAUUCCCGAAGAAACUCCGAGUCCGCCCCCUCGGAAACCGUAUGACAAGACUCGCGAUGCAGAAGCAGUCGUUUCGUUAAAUGCCGCGUUGGAAAUGAAGAAGGUUGGUAAAGAUGACAAAGCAUUGAAAUUGUUCCAACAUGCAUUUGCACUGUCACCGAAACAUGCAGACAUUUUGAAUCACUACGGAGAGUUUCUGGAAGACACCAAGAAGGAUAUAGUGAGAGCAGAUCAGCUUUACACAUUAGCUUUAACAAAUUAUCCUGAGCACACUGGAGCGUUGGAGAACAGACAGAGGACGGCCAGCAUAGUGGAGAACUUGGACAGAGAGAUGUUGCGGAAGAUUGACGAGAAGAGGGAUGCACUGUCAUCCAUACCAGAAAGUAACUCAGCUUUACGGAGAGCUAAGAAAGAGGCUUACUUCCAGCAUAUAUACCACACUGUGGCCAUUGAAGGCAACACCAUGACAUUACAACAGACAAGAAGUGUCUUAGAAACCAGAGUAGCUGUCUCUGGAAAGAGUAUAGAUGAGCACAAUGAAAUCCUAGGUCUAGAUGCAGCAAUGAAGUACAUUAAUGCGACAUUGUUGUACCGUUUACGAGCAAUCACAAUGGGUGACAUUUUAGAGAUACAUAAAAGAGUGUUGGGUCAUGUUGACCCCAUAGAAGGAGGUCAGUUUAGGAGGACACAGGUGUAUGUUGGAGGCCACAUUCCUCCUGGACCCUCGGAAAUACAGAGGCUUAUGAUUCAGUUCCUAGAAUGGUUGAAUUCUGAAGAUGCUUUAGACUUGCAUCCUGUGAGAUAUGCAGCCCUAGCUCACUACAAAUUAGUCCACAUUCAUCCGUUCAUCGAUGGCAAUGGCCGCACAUCUCGACUACUCAUGAACCUGCUACUGAUGCAGGCUGGAUACCCACCUGUGAUAAUUGCUAAGCAGCAUAGACACCUAUACUAUCAGCAUUUACAAACUGCCAAUGAAGGAGAUGUCCGACCUUUUGUUAGGUUCAUAGCGCAAUCUACAGAACGAACUCUGAACUUGUAUCUAUGGGCGACGAGUGAAUACUCUCACAUGGUGCCCGCUAUUGGGGAGCCGCACAUACUUACAGGCGAAGGGUUCGAAGAAGACACGUUCUAAACAUGGUUCACGUAUUACAGGACUACAAAGACGGAUAGGAAUCAGGUAUAAAUUAAAGAAACGCCGCUCAAUUUUAAAAUACAAUAUGAAAUGAUGAUUUAAAAUUGAGUUGUGUUUAUCUGUUGAUUCGUUAUAUAGUAUUUAUUGUAUUGAAUGUCUUGAUUAGAAGUCUGAUCAAUAGUUUAGAUUUAGAUGUGUGAGACAGGAUAUAUGUGUAUAUUUAACUGGUUAAUGCUAAUGAAAUCAGAAUGCCUUAGCCUUGAUACCUCAGUUUUAUUGUAACUUAGCAAAAUUGAUCAGUCUUUUACAAGUAGGUUUUAGACGAAUUUUAUUUCAUGUGUCCUUGUUUUUAAUUAUUGUCAUGUCAUAAUAAUUAUUGAUUGUGUGUAAAUACUACCUAAAUAUGAAAUGUGGUGCAUUUCAAUUAGUUGCUAAAGUGUAGGAAUGUUUUCUUCCAUAAUAAAGAAUACCUGCUGGCAGGUCAUUGUAAGUAGCCCCAUGCACUCGUUAAACACAAUAUUUUAUUGUAUAAAAUUACUUAUUAGAUAAUUGAUUUCGAUAUUUUAUUUUUUUACUAACAAGCCAUUGUACAAAAUAUCAUGAAAUAUUUUUGUGUUGAGUCUUAUUGUUCGGGCUACGAUAAAAAUUAAC